CUGAUGAGAUACAACAAUAAGGAGAUCCGGAUCGUGAUGGUGGGGAAGACCGGAGCUGGGAAGAGCAGCACAGGAAACACCAUUCUGGGAAGAAGAGAGUUUACAUCAAGGUUCUCCCCUAUAUCAGUGACCAUAUUCUGCUCCAAGGCCAGUGGUGAGGUGGAUGGACAGAAGGUUGCUGUCAUCGACACUCCAGGUCUGUUUGACACCCGUACUGAUGAAGAGAAAACCAGUAAAAACAUCGCCCAGUGCAUCUCUUUUGCUGCUCCUGGACCCCAUGUCUUCUUGAUUGUUAUCAAACUAGACAGAUACACUGAGGAGGAAAAAAAGACGGUGGAGAGGCUUAAGAAAAUCUUUGGACCAGAAGCAGACAAAUUCAGCAUGGUCCUCUUCACCCAUGGUGACCUGCUCAGAGGAGGGUCUAUAGAGAAGUUCUUGGAGGACAGCGAGGAGCUGCAGGAGCUUGUGGAAAGGUGUAACAGCCAGUACCACGUCUUUGACAACAACCUGGAGGAUCAGUCUCAGGUCAGAGAGCUGCUCAGCAAGAUCAAAAACAUAACAGAGAGGAACGGAGGAAACCACUACACCACUGAGACUUUCCAGAAAGCAGAGAGGGCGAUCGAAGAGGAGAAACAAAGAAUCCUGAGAGAGAAAGAGCUGAAAAUGCACAAAGAAAGGGAGAAACUGGUGAAGGAAAUAGAGAAAAAAUAUCAGCAACAAAUAAGAGAAGCACAAGGUGAUCUGGAGAAAGAGAAACAGCAAAGAGAAGCUUUGCAGAAAGAAAAAGAAGUGAAAAUAAAAACACUGAAAGAAGAGCAGGAGAGGAGGGCAAGGAAGGAAGCAGAGAACAGCUCUAGAGUACUUGGGAUCAUAACAGGGGUCUGUACAGUGCUUUUCUUCACUCUGUUGUUGCUCUGA
This is a messenger RNA of Cheilinus undulatus (humphead wrasse), 918 nucleotides long. RefSeq names its product GTPase IMAP family member 4-like. Gene Ontology annotation, molecular function: GTP binding. The record is from RefSeq and is a predicted model, not a curated record. NCBI's taxonomy places the organism in Eukaryota, Metazoa, Chordata, Actinopteri, Labriformes, Labridae. The transcript has a single exon. The coding region runs from base 4 to 918 and encodes 304 amino acids.